GUAACUUGUUUACGCGCGUGUUUUUCUUUACUUUGUUAGCAGAUAGUACUCUCACGCAAAUGAUUUUAUUUGUUUUUGCGCUAAAUAUUAUAAAUAAAUAUAACUUUGCAUUUACUACUAAAUAUGUCACGAUUCACUACCAUAACAAUAUUUUGUAAUAUUUAUUUUACUUACUCUUUGUUUUGUGUUGUAUACACUCAUAUUUUUGGACUAUUUCAAUAAUUUAUUAUUUUAAUAAAGAGUCCAUUGCGAAGAAAAUCGGUAAACUGCAUCAAAUUUGUAAAUAAAUACUAUCGAGCAUGCAUUACACUCAGCUCUGUCCGAACUUAUUCAGCGUGGUCGUAGCCACACGAAUCUCGUCUUAAGUUUGACACAACUAGUCUGUCAUCUAAGAUAUAGAGUUAAAAUAAACCUGUAUAUAUUUUUAUGCAUUAAACAAAUAAAUAUGUAUAAUAAAAUAAGUAUGUAUAUAUCUAUAACGCAAGCUAGUCUCCCUGCUAACGCAGCAGAUGGACAUUUGACAAGCUUUGCGUAGCGGAGCUAUGGAGGCACGGCUUUAUAAAACCUCUAUGUAUCUAAAACGAGUUAGGUAAACACAGAGUAGCGUCGUGGAGAGGCCCGCAAGCAAAUAUUUGUCAAUGGACAACAAUGCGGUUCGAAAAUGUGAGUACCUCAGAGUAUGUAAUGAGUACCUCAAUCUUCACACAUUUUUUUUUAUACGCAAUGACAUGUGCCGAUUUCUUCUUAUCGUGUGUUAACACUGGUGUCAGAUUAUGAAUAUGAUACUUAAAUAAAUAACCUUAAGGCGUCUGAUAUUACUUUUACGAUUAGUUGCAAGUAGGUGCAUACACACUGGUGAACGUAAACUAUCAACCAAUGCCAACUGAUUCGAGAAUAAGCAAGUGGGUAGAGCUACUACGUGUUUACCAAAAUACCAAAUGAAAAAAAAUCGUAAGAACUUUACGUACAUAUAAGAACAUGCGUUUAUUCUAAGCAGUCAACACUGUAAAUAUGAUAUGACCUUAUUAUUGGCAAUAUCGCGGGUUCCAAGCAAUAUAUCCCGCCAAAACCAAUACCAAAACCCAUCCAACUCGAUUCAGUAGAUGUCGCGUGAUGCGCGAACAAACAAAAAUAAUUAUUUUAGCCUUUAUUAGUCUCAUAAAGACCUCAAUAAUUAUUGUUCUUUAAUAUUUCCAAUGUACAGACAUAGCACACUUACAGUUUUAUUACAUGUAUAGAUUAUUACUGAAUCAACAACCUUUUACACAAUACUAUAACUUACAACAUUCAAUACAAGUGGCGUCGAGACGCAGUCGUGUAUUUGCUUGAAAACGAAAAGGAUAAUUAAUACUUGUAAACUUUUUGCAUUGUCUAAAAUAUAAAUUCUUUGAACAUUCUAGGGGACAAAAUUAUUAUCUAAUAAAAUUAAAUUAGACAUUUGAAAAAAGAAACAAUGGAAUAUAGAUAGAAAUCAAAGCAAUAAAUAAAUUAAUAGAUACAAAAAAAAAACUUAAACAGAGUAUAAAAUAGGCUAAUAAAAUGCCGAAGAGAACAAAAGAGUAUAGAAAAACAUCGGUCAAAGACGAUGCUGCUCUGGUUGAGGCCGAGCGACCGAAGGACACAAACCAGAUAACUAUUCCCGAAGAUACAGUGCACCUGGAUGAUAUCCUGGAGAAACUGGGAGCGUUCGGGAAACACCAGUUGGUGACCAUGUGUUUGCUUUCGUUGGUCUACGCAACUAAUUCCAUGUAUAACAUCAACUAUGUGUUCGCUGUUGAGGAUGUCCAAUACAGAUGCAAAAUCCCGUCCUGCGAGUCCUCCAACGGGUCAUUCUUCGUACCCUGGCUGAAUGACUCCUACAAAGAGUUGGGCGAAGACGUGAAGCAAUGUCAGAGAUACUCCCCUCUGGACAACCGGUGUUCUUCCUUCAACAGCAGCGUCCAGGAGACCUGCUCUGAGUGGGUUUACGAAAAGUCGAACAGUUUCGUUGCGGAGUUUAAUUUAGCCUGCGAGGACUGGAAGCCGACCCUGGUGGGGACGGUGCACAGCUUCGGGAACAUGCUGGGGAUGCUGCUGCAGGGACAGAUAUCCGACAGGUUCGGCCGUAAAACUGCAGCCGUGUUUGCCGGGUCCAUGGGCGCUGUUCUGGGUCUCUCAAAGAGUUUUGCAACUUCGUUUUGGUUCUACAUCGUACUUGAAGGUUUAGAAGCUGCUAUUGGAGACGCCCUUUCUCCUAUGUUCAUGAUGAGUAUCGAAAUUGUCGAGAAGAAGAAGGCUGUACUGUUCCAAAUGAUAUUACUGAACUGCUACACGAGUGGCCUGAUCAUAAUGCCUCUUAUAGCGUGGUCCGUGCCCUAUUGGCGCAACUUCUUGAGAGUCAUCUACGCGCCCACCAUCAUCAUACUGACGUACUCGUUCUACCUCGAUGAAAGCAUACGAUGGCUUUUCAGCAAAGGGAAGAGAAAAGAAGCUAUAAAAUUAAUCGAGAAAGUAGCAAUAAAAAAUGACGUGAAGAUCGACACAGUCAUGUUAGAGAAAUUACAUAACAUAGAUGAAGAGACGAAGAACGAUUUGAAACACAAAGCGCUGCUAUUGAAAACUUUUCAGUCGAGAAUUAUGGUCCAAAGAUUUUUAGUCUGUAUACUGUAUUGGUUCACGAUCACUCUAAUAAACUAUGGGAUGAUGGUUAGCGCUGUCUUCAUCGACGGCAAUAAGUAUCUGAACUUCUCUUUGCUAAUGACGAUGGACAUCUUCUCCAAUAUUUUCUACUGGCUGGUACUCUCUAAAUACAAGAGGAAAAUUCCGUUGAUUAUCUCAUUUAUAAUUGGUGGAAUUUUCUGCAUCUGCCAGCCUUUUGUACCAAAAUCAUAUGCCUGGAUCGGUCUAGUGCUGUACAUGGCGUUCGAGAUGCUGGCCACCUUCUCCAGCAACGUGGUAUACAUCUACACCUCCGAGCUAUUCCCCACAUACACCAGGAACUCCAUACACUCGCUCUGCUCCGCUAUCGGCAGGAUCGGAUCUCUUCUUGGGCCACAAACUCCUUUGAUGAUAUCAUACUGGUCGCACCUGCCCGCCAUGUUAUUCGGGAUGACGUCACUGGCGUGCGGCUUCCUCAGCCUGCUGAUGCCGGAGACAGCCAACACGGAGCUCCCCAACACGGUCCGGGAGGCCGAGAACAUCGGCAGACCAGCGCACAAGCGCCGGCAGGAGUCCAUUAGGCUUACGGAGAAUUUUAGUGUCGAAUAUUAGCAUCAAGUAGCAUUGCAAAACUGUAGAUAGUUUCAAUACAUAUUCCUUUACGACUUUGACGACGUCGGUGGCGCAGUGGUAAAGUUCUUGCCACUGAACCGAGAGGGUCGCACACGGGACGUGCGAUCCCCGGUCGGGUCAUGAUGGAAAACGAUCUUUUUCUGAUUGGCCCGGGUCUUGGAUGUUUAUCUAUAUAUGUAUUUGUUAUAAAAUAUAGUAUCGUUGAGUUAGUAUCCCAUAACACAAGUGUCGAACUUACUUUGGGGCUAGGCUCAAUAUGUGUGGUUUGUCCUCAUUUAUUUAUUAUUAUUAUUUAUUAUUUACAUAUUGUGUUGCAUAAUAAUAUUCGGACUUUAAAAACCUAGUAGUCACGGAAGAAGGAUUGACGACGUCUUAUGUAUGUAAUGUAAAUAAGCCUAAAAUGUCUAUAGUAUGGUCUGAACUGGAAACUAUGAUAAAACAUAUAAUUCACCAAGUAAUCAACAAAAUUUCACUGUAUCUUUGGCUUAUGUAGUAAAGGUUGAAAUUAUUUUCUAAAUUCCAAACACACAGACUAAUAAAGAGUCUAAACAGACAGAUUCUAGUACUAACAUUUGGCACUCGGUCUAACGGGUUGGACUGUAAAUACGGGUUUGACUUCAAUCAGUGUAAAAAACAAACUGGAUAUUGUUUUGUUACCAGCAAGAUAUUAUAUUACUGCAAAAAGUAAACAAUGCCGUGAGAGCUUCCGACAAGAAAAGCCGGUGGACGUAACAAGUGUAUAGGUUACAAAAGUUACGACAGAAACUUUUUAUUGGUAUGUGUACCUUUAUGUUUUGAAUGCGUGAGAGCUCUUUAUAACGUCAUUGUUGGAUUUAUAUUUGUUAUCUGUACUCGUCGUACAAACACUGUUGAUACGAGUACAGAUAUAUUUUAGGAGUUCAAAAAUCACUAGCUUAGAAGCACAAGUACAAUUUGCAGCACUAUUUAUGAUGUACGUAGUUAUAGAUAAUUUUGAGUUCUUAAAUUUGAGUCCCAAUUUAAUUAGGUAUUGUGUUUAUUGUUUUUAUUAUUAUUAUUUCAUGUCUGUAUUAUUUCAUCUGUGAUCUCAAGCCAUGAUAAUAUCAUGGCUUGAGACCACAGAGCGGAGACCAAUUUGUCUUAAUCGAUUUGAUGUUCUUUGUGUACUGUAAAGUUUUUGUGAUUUACGGCAAAUAAACAUUUUUUCUUUCUUUCUGUAUAUCUAUGCUGAAAUAAAGAAAUGUUAAUGAUUA
Messenger RNA from Plodia interpunctella (Indianmeal moth), 4502 nucleotides. RefSeq names its product organic cation/carnitine transporter 2-like. The record is from RefSeq and is a predicted model, not a curated record. The transcript is spliced from 7 exons. The coding region runs from base 1540 to 3249 and encodes 569 amino acids. Gene Ontology annotation, biological process: transmembrane transport. NCBI's taxonomy places the organism in Eukaryota, Metazoa, Arthropoda, Insecta, Lepidoptera, Pyralidae. Gene Ontology annotation, cellular component: membrane. Gene Ontology annotation, molecular function: transmembrane transporter activity.